Molecule: messenger RNA, 1267 nt
Organism: Pocillopora verrucosa
Lineage: Eukaryota; Metazoa; Cnidaria; Anthozoa; Scleractinia; Pocilloporidae
Source: RefSeq, a predicted model, not a curated record
CAGCUCUUUUUAAAACUUGUCAAUGUGUUGUGCAUCUCAAUGGCAAUUUUUUCCAAGAUAUCGCCGUUGCCUUAACUACAGUUACAGUGUGUACAGUCUUUAUAACCAAAACCAAUCUUCUGGCUGGCUAUAACGACUGAAAGUGCCGACAUUUGCUGGAAUUACGAGAGCAGGUCGCUUAUUUUAUUAUCAUGCUGUUCAAACUAAAGCUCAUCUUGAUGGUAACAACAUCACAAUUUUACUUAACUGUUGCGGGGUGUAACAUUCCUCUUAUUCAAAAUCUUCCCAAAAGGCGUUUUUCUGCCACUUCAUUGAAGGAGGACGCGUUUAAUCUCCGUUUCACUCCGGGCACGCCCUGGUGCCCGGCAGAACGCCCACCCCUAGAAGCUGACUAUGCGAAAGAGUACGUCCUAGUGGACUUGGGAUGCCCGCGAUCAAUUUGUACGGUGGAGUCUAAAGAUGAGAACUUGAUGACUUAUUCUGGCGAGUAUUCCAUCGACAAAAAAAAUUGGAAGAAGUUGUCUACAAAUGAUACUACUCACUAUUAUAUGGAGGAGUUUGAUGCAAACUAUAAGGCACUCAUCACUCCUCCAGUCACAGCUCGUUUCUUUAGAUUCCAUUUGCUCAUGUGUUUUUGGAGCGAAGAAAAGAAAUCCCGUCCUUGUGGUAAAGUAGAGCUCUACAGUGAUGCAGGUUUAGAUCCAGAUGACUCAACAGAACCAAUGGGGUGCUUCAUUGAGCAAACCUCCAAGAAAGAUCGUCUUCUUCCUGUGGUUUAUCAUACAGUUGGAGGCAAAAUCGUGAAGAAGCUCCCAGAUAUUUUGGCCAUAUACAAGGAGUGCCGACAAAAUGCCGAAGAUCAUGUGGAAAUUUUUGGUAUCUUGAACUUUAAACAUUGUGUUACAACCCAAAGCGGCAAAGAGGAAGGUUAUUUCAACAGCGCUAGGAAAUCUCGCAAAUGCAACAGCUGUUACGGCAAAGGCAUUGGGACUGGAAAAAAGGCAGUGUUCGUCUACAAAAUAAAUCUGUAGUGACAUAAACUAUUAUUGCUAUGGGACUCGUCAUCAUCAAAAGAAUAUCAACUGGUUUUCGCUUCUCAUUAUUUUUUUUUGCCUUAUUUAUUAUUUAUUUAUUUAUUUAUUGCAUUAUUGAUUGGUUGUGUCACAAUAGAAUUUACCUGAUCCCCUUAAGGCUGCGUUACAUUCUUAUCAUCAGUCAUCCCUCUUUGGCAGUUAAUUGGUAAUUAAAUUUUCAUGGUCCCCCCCUU